Messenger RNA from Linum trigynum, 1607 nucleotides. NCBI's taxonomy places the organism in Eukaryota, Viridiplantae, Streptophyta, Magnoliopsida, Malpighiales, Linaceae. The record is from the annotation of a GenBank genome assembly.
UUACCUUGACACCUACUGUCGCUCUCUCAUCAUGACUGAGCUUUUUACAUCCCCAACAUUCCUGGUGGCAUUGUUACCUAUGUUGGCCGAGCCUUCAAUGAGCCUGUUGACUUUAACCUUCAUCGUUUCAAUGAAUUUUAUGCAUCUUGCCCUCUGUCUGAUCCCAUUACCCUUGAUCUGUUUGAAUUCAAAUCUUAUGGGAUCGAUAUUACACCAUUCAUCAGAAACCUGGGUUGGGAAUUCCUUCUUCACUGCCCUCCCCUUGCUGCUUGCCCACUUCCAGUUCGCAUUUUCUAUGCCAACCUGGACUGUCAGGGGAUCACCACAAGAAAAAUCACCACUUUGGUCAAUGGGUACUUCAUUUCCCUCACCUCUGAAGCUCUUGGCACUCUUCUAAAUCUCCCCACUGGAGGAUCCCUUCCUCUUGCUCAUGAGGAUGAGUUUUAUUCUAUGACUUUGAUCAUGUGAUCGAGUAUUCUCGGAUCACUCAGCGUUCAGUAGGGGCUCAUGAAAUUAUCACCUCAGUUGAUCUGAACCCUACUAUGCGCACUUUCCACUAUUUCAUCACCCAUCUGUUCUUGCCCCGUAACAAUGGUCUUCACAUUGUCACCAAACUUGACCUCUGGGUCCUAUCCAAUGCCAUCACUGGACGAAAGAUUGACUAUUCCCAGCUGCUGUUUGGAUCCAUCGUUCGAAGUGUUGAUGCUCACCUUGGGGGUCGCCUUCCUUAUGGUGGCUUCAUCACUCUUCUACUCUCCAAUCUUGGUAUUUCCCUUGAUGGAUACUCUACUGUUGAAACAUCAAUUUCCAUCCCUGCUCUCACUGUCCUGAAGUUUAUUGGAGUCAAUCCUCAGACUUCAAAAGGGGGAGGUACCUUAGAACUAGUAGCUAGGAAAGCCAAACCCAUCUCCAAGUUUGUGUCUAAAUCUAUGAAACUUGGAGAAUCUUCCACCUCCGUGUGCAAAAACCUAAUCAUCUCGUUUGAGGAAGAAGAGGCUGAACUGGAACCUGAGUUUAUGUCUGAGAAGGACAUCAGACUCUUUGCUGAAGACCUUGAAAGGGAUUUGAUGGAAGGAGUUGCUGGAACUUAUGAGGAGACACAGGACAACAAUCAUCAGAAUGCUGAAACUCAGGGGGAGUCAAAGGGGAACUAUCAUUAGAAUACAAUCCUCUAAAGAAGAUAUCUUAGAGAAAUAAAAGGAAUCUUCAACAAUAGAGUAUUAUGUUUUAUGUGUAUGUGUGUUUCUUGUUUUAAGACCAUAAUGGUCAACUGUGUGUGUUUCUUGUUUUAAGACCAUAAUGGUCUAAGUAUGUUUUUUUUCUUGCCUUGUCUUAAUCGUACUGCAACAUGAAAUAAAAGUCUAUCUUGAUUCUAGAAAGUCUGCAGAACUAGGUAUCUCAAUGAGUGAUUUGGAUGUUUGCAUAAAUGAAGGCUUGAACGCAGGGGGAGAUUGUUGGGCCUUACCUCGUCCCUCUUCUCAUAACCAAAAGGCCCACUCAUUCAAAAAGGCCCACCAGAUGCCCAACAUUUUCCUAGACCUCGUCAAGACCCCUAUUCGCGUCUUCGCCUCCAUUCAUCAUCAUCAAAAUCAAACAGUCAAAGGUUC